Mauremys reevesii (Reeves's turtle) is the source of this 1297-nucleotide messenger RNA. RefSeq names its product N-acetylglucosamine-1-phosphate transferase subunit gamma (gene GNPTG). The record is from RefSeq and is a predicted model, not a curated record. Gene Ontology annotation, cellular component: Golgi apparatus. The coding region runs from base 317 to 1252 and encodes 311 amino acids. The transcript is spliced from 11 exons. NCBI's taxonomy places the organism in Eukaryota, Metazoa, Chordata, Testudines, Geoemydidae.
CUGAUAUAGCCAGGAGGUUGUCAGAGGUGGGGCAUAUUCUGGAGGGGACUCUAGAACUUGCUUUACUUGUUUACCAAAGUCCAUAUUUGUUGACCUUUCAGAUCGUGCUGCAAGGCCAGUUUGCCAUCUCAGACUUUCUGGAUAGGAGGAAUGAAUUGAUGCAGGAAGUACCCAGACAGAGGCUAGGAAACACCAUGCAUUUUAACUUGUGGACUGUACCAUUGAAAUAGGGAUUUUGCAUCCCAGCCCAGUAAGCAAUCUGGGUCAAGACUCAUGAGUAUCCGGAUAUGGUCAAGGAAAUUUCUAAGCUCGUGGGAUGCCUGGGGAUGUUAGGGGCAGUUGUUCAUUACUUCCCUGUGUGGCAGCCAGAUUCCUUCAGGAGCCAUGCUGCGGCCAACUUGCUGUAGGUAACAGAUUGAACAACCCGUUCCUACCUCAGACAAACAGGCUCCUUCCAAAGAUGGCACCUUCCCCAAUCUCAGGUCCUGCACAUCUCUUUAGGCUUGCUGGCAAGUGUUUCAGUUUUGUGGAAUCUACGUAUAAAUAUGAGUUCUGUCCUUUCAAUAAUGUCACUCAGCAUGAGCAGACCUUUCGGUGGAAUGCCUACAGUGGGAUUUUAGGUAUUUGGCAUGAAUGGGAAGUUUACAACAACACAUUUGUUGGCAUGUGGAUGAGAGAAGGGGAUUCAUGUGAAACCAAAAACAGAGAAACAAAGGUUCUUCUUAUUUGUGGAAAAAACAAUAAGUUGGCUCAUGUGUCUGAGCCGAGUACUUGUGUUUACUCUCUAACGUUUGAGACUCCUCUUGCUUGCCAUCCUCAUUCUCUUUUAGUUUAUCCAACACUGACUGAAGCCCUACGAAGGAAGUGGGAUGAAGCAGAGCAGUCUCUUUACGAUGAGCUAAUAACUGAACAGGGAUACAAAAAAUUGUUGAAGGAGAUUUUUGAGGAAGCAGGACUUUUAAGAGCAACAGAAGAAAAGGAGAUUGAGAAAAAAAAUAAAAAGCUAAAAAGUCUGGAAUUUGAAACAGUAGAGAAAUGCAAUAAGGAGUACAAGAAACUUUCUAAAGAAAUAAAAAGGCUUAAAGAUUUAUUAACUCAACAUGGUGUUGUGUAUGAAAGAAACACAGCUGAAAAUACAAGUGCUGAACACGUCAUUCAUAAAGUGGUGACUGCAAAGCCAAGUGUUCUGAAUGGUUCAAAGGCUAAUGAACACCUACGGGGAGACACAGGCAUUUGGAAUGACACCUUUUAAAGAAAUUUGUCUGACUGAUAAAUAUCAAGUUCAUAUAAACUAAAA